AUGUCGUCCUCUGCCAACCUCCUCGCCGUUCUGGGCGCCGUCGCUCUCUUGCCCGGCACCGUCCGCGCGGGCCUGUAUCCGGGCCUAUCCACGCAGAACCACACCUGCUCGCUGCAGAAGCCGGUGCUCUCGUGCUCCGCCGGUGCUGAUCCGGCUGUUGUCGAUACGUGCUGCGUCGAGACAUAUGGCGGCCUCAUCUUGUCUACGCAAUUCUGGGACACGUAUACUGGCCGUGAGUCGGCGGGUCAGCUGCUGCCACGCGACACUUGGACCCUUCACGGUCUCUGGCCCGACUUUUGCAACGGCUCGUAUACACAGUACUGCGACCUGUCGCGGCAGUACGACCCCAUCCCGUCGCCCAACACGACGACGGGCACGAGCGCGGGCACGCCGGUGCCCGCCUACACGGGGCCGAGCAUCGCGACCUUUCUGGAGCCCUUUGGCAAGCUCGACCUGCUCGCCUACAUGAACAAGUACUGGGUCGCGCAGAACCAGGACAAUGGCGGCUUCUGGGGCCACGAGUUCAGCAAGCACGCCACCUGCUACUCGUCCUUUGACGUCGAGUGCUACGGCCCCCAGUACCGCGAGCACGAGGAGGUGGUGGAUUUCUUUGAGACGGCUCUCGAGUUUUACGACGCCCUGCCGACUUGGCAGUGGUUGGCCGACGCGGGCAUCAAGCCGUCCAACGGGACUGCUACCACCACCAGCAGCAGCUGCAGUACCAACGGCACCUCUCCCACGGCUCUCUCGCUCUCCGACGUCCAGGACGCACUCGUCGCCGGCUUUGGUAAGCUGCCCUACAUUGGCUGCUCGGGCCCGCGCUACAACGCGACCGAGGCCGGCAAGGGCAGCAACGAUACGGGGUACACCGUGCUGACCGAGGUGUGGUACUACCACCACGUCCUGGGCCGCGUGCAGGACGGCGUCGCCGAAAAGGUGCAUGCCAACAUCACGGGCGGUUCCGUGUCGAGCUGCGCCAAGACUCCGGGUGCCCUCCGGUACUAUGAACGGACAACCGGCUCGGAUGUGGCUUACUAG
Messenger RNA from Pestalotiopsis fici W106-1, 1038 nucleotides. RefSeq lists its product as uncharacterized. Lineage: Eukaryota; Fungi; Ascomycota; Sordariomycetes; Amphisphaeriales; Sporocadaceae. Gene Ontology annotation, molecular function: RNA binding; ribonuclease T2 activity. The transcript has 2 exons. Bases 1 to 1038 code for a protein of 345 amino acids. Gene Ontology annotation, cellular component: extracellular region. The record is from RefSeq and is a predicted model, not a curated record. Gene Ontology annotation, biological process: RNA catabolic process.